This is a messenger RNA of Ceraceosorus bombacis, 4300 nucleotides long. Lineage: Eukaryota; Fungi; Basidiomycota; Exobasidiomycetes; Ceraceosorales; Ceraceosoraceae. The record is from the annotation of a GenBank genome assembly.
AUGUGGUGCAAGGUCGUGCCGGCCGGACCGGACCGCCCAUGCACGCGCAAGCACGCGCAAGCCCCUAAAGCAGCUUUAUUUUGGCUGCGUGCUGUGCUGGUCACGGGAGCUGUGGGCUUUUGCUGUCCUGCCGCCGUGCCGUGCGAGUCGUCGACUUCAGAUUAGAUGUGCUCCCUGGAUCAGCUUCAAAGUCCAGAGAGGACGCAUCAUUCAUUCGGCUCGGACCCUCCAGAUUUCCACGACACCUGCUGGAUGUCAGAGUUCCCAGCCCUUGGACUGUCCAGCUGAGAGCAAGCGCUCCCCGAACGCCGUCAAGACCCCUGAUCCUCAUCGUCAAGAGCCGCACGGCUAGCCUACAGUACGACCUGGAUGUCGCCGAGCUCUCUGAAUUCGGUGCAAACUUCACACCCUCACAAGGUGGACACCAGCAACCUCAUCGAGACUGUUCGACCAUGAAGAAGUUUCUUCGAGGAGGAGACAGUCGGCCAGCCGGUUCGAAUCUGCCGGAAAGUUUGCAGAACAACGCCGCCGGGCGAAACGAUGAUUGGCAAUCAGCCGACGCAGCCUACAGCACUUUGGCACCGCCCCAAAUGCCGGCCGCAGUAGCAGGCAACUUGACGUCCAGCUAUGAUGCGGCGAGCAUCAGUGGAUCUAUUCGAUCAAGCACGCCCAGUGGGCCCGCUUACGUCCCGUUCUCACCCCAGGCUUCGGCCGCGGCUGCGGCCGCAGCAGCAGCGGCCUACUUUGACUUCAACCCUCACGCAGCGCUUGGUGUGCCUGGUGUGAGCGGUACGCCAACCACUCCUGGAUUUGCCGCUCUUACUCCUUCCAUCUCUCCGUCGGGCUCCUACAAUGUCCCUGGAAGAUCCACUAGUCCGACGCCAACCACGGGAACGGUGUCCGCGUCACCUGGUGGGAAUGGACCUCAGUUGGAGAGAAGCGAUCUGCACAAGAGCCUCAAGUCUCUCGAAUCGCUACUCGUCACUUUCGAUGAGUACAGGGACCUGAGCGCUCGCAUGGCCAAGUGCGAGAAACGUCUGGCGAAAGGAGCCAAGGAGCUUGGUCAAGGGAAGCCGUAUGCGGAAGUGCCUGGUGCGUCGCGGGCUCUUCUCUAAAGAUGUUGUCGUGCUUGCUAUGCGUGCUGAUAUGAUCUUGCGCCGCAUCUCUCCUCGCACAGGCCAAACGCUGAUCACGUCAGCCGCUCUGCUCGAAAGCAUUUCUGAGGUCUCGACGAAGCAUUCGAAGCUGGUCCAGCGCGAGUAUGAAUCUCUCAAUGACCACUGUGCCAAAUUUUUUAAGCGGGUAGCCAAGGAAGAGCGAGCUCACGAUGAGACAUUAGAGACGCUCGACAGCAAAGUCAAGAAGGCACAUGCAGGCCACGAAAAGAAUGUCAAAAAAUCGGGCGGAAGGGCCAUCGAGAGCCACGACCGUUACAUUGCUCAGGUGAGCGCGCUGACGGCGGACAUCACACGCGCGAAAGCGUCCCAUGCAAGUAGUGUUGGAGCCAAGAGCCAAGCCACCAGUCUAGUGGUCGCCGCAGCGCUGGGAGGUUUAGCAGACUCCGAAUUCCGCAAAACAUGCGAAGCGGUGCGCAGAAGUGGGGCGCACGUGGGUCGUGUCAACUCUUGGCUGAAUUUAGCAGUCAGCGAAGCUAUGCCCGCCGGUGGAGAGCCUGCAGACCUUUCCGAAGAAGAAGUCGGCAAGGCAACGAUGCUAGCAAUAGCAGAACUGCAGGCACAAGCUAAUUUGGCAGCCAGAGAGGCCGCCUUGAGCAGCGCCAGGGAACAAGCGCAAGCUGCUUGGACCGCACAGCAGCUUGGCUGGGCCCCGCCGGCUGCCGCAAGAGCGAGCACUCCUGCCUCCAACGACCCCAAGCCAGAGGAAUUGGAACAGUCACCGCAGGUCAUGCGCAACUUACCCAGGUUAGACAGUAGCGGAAGAGUAGUGGACGCCAGCGCCACGUCGCCGUCAUCCGUCGAGGAGAAAAAAGGCGAGCUGGACGCUCAGACUGCGCGUGCUUCCGAAAGCAACAUUGGAAACGCCCCACCAUUGUACUCUCAUGGCGGAACCGGAUCAGCUGCAGCGGUUGCUAAGCCAGUAGGGCCUCGCGUGCUUGACCGCAAGCCGUCAGGGCCAUCCAACCAGACAGGUGGCGCGCUUGCCGAGGAUCUACCGGUCGAUGCAGCGAGCGAGAAGGCCCCAGCUGAGAAGGAGAGCAUCGGGAAAGCACGUGGUCUGCUUGGCUUCGCCAGGCGUAAACAUAGCAUGGGCCUAUCGACUGCCAGCAAUAACGCGACUUCUUCCGCGGUCGGGCCAAGCGCCACUACGCCCAUCGCUUCCAACCCCCUGGAACGGGCUGCGACCAACGCCGGCAUGCGCAGCAGUAGUGCUGCUGACGCAGUGGAUGCCGAGCAGAAGCUCGGCGAUGGACAUGCGCAGCGAGACUCGAGCGUUGCGGAGGGCACGAUCAUCGAUCGUGGUGAGCCUAGCUCUCCCGCUAGCCCUCCGCGCAUUCCCACAGAUGUCCGUGGCGCCGCCCUUGCGACGUCUGCCGAUCGGAACGUGACGCGCGAUACUGAUGCUUCCGAGGCUAACACUGCCACCCCUAGCGACAGUACCGGCAGUGGCAGUCGCACGACAGGCAACUCCUCCGACUCGUCCGCACCUGCCCCGGCAACACCCCGUGAUCUGGAGCCAGUCCGCCCACUGUCGAGCGUCAAAGAAGCACAAUCGGAGAGGUUGUCGGGUUUAGACCGUGAUGGUUACAGCACGGGUCUCACAGGCGGAGUUGGCUUAGGCUUUCCCCGGAAGGAAGCGCCCGAGAUGAAUGCUCGCACCGAAGCGCCGCCUCCUGGUCAGCUACACGAGCGCAGAUUGUCCUUGUGGGAGAGGGAAAGGGAACGAGAAAGGCUGAUGGAGCGUGAAGCGGAUCUUGCUAGAAGAUUGCAGGACGCCGAGACACAGCUGAGGGAUCGCAACCGUGCUGGAGGGCAAGGAGUUGGAGAUGCUCGCGAAAGUGUUGAUAGCCCCAACACGAGCUGGGCUAGACCUGAUCGCUCAUUUGCAGAUUCCAGUGCUGGCACGACCCCGACAAAGGCUGCGCCCUCGAGCUCGGUCAAUCGGGCAGGUGUGGGCUCCUUUUCGGGUCGCCCGACGUCAAGCAAGCCUGAACCUACCUUAGAAGAUCGCGAGCGGGAGCGAGAGCGCUAUGUUCCCUCGGUUGGCGGCAGCCGCCUGUCCGGCGCUAGCGUCUCUCGCACCCUGAGCACAGAGAGCGAGCGCAGCUUUGUUGCUCGCAUGAAAGCGCGAUACCAAGUUGAAAAGAUGGAACGAGAAGAAGAGCAGCAGAACAAAGGGUACAGGCGCAUUGUGAGUAUCUUGCCCGCGGUGGCACCUUCGACCUUUGAGACUCGAGACUGACCGUCUCCGGUCUUGCUCCAGACCUCCAACCCUCCAGCGGAUAUGCCGAAGAACACGCGGCGCGUCUCGGACAUUGCAUCGAGCUACGGUCAACGCGCAUACGAAGGCGGGAGCGCGCUGGAUCGCGAGCGAGAUGCGUACCUAGCUGCACCACAGGCAGGCUACUACGGAGAUCGUGAACGGGCGGGCGCGAGGAGCCCAGUCCCUCCUCGAGCCGCGUUCGCCUCGCCUCCGCCACAAUUACCAUCGCGCACCUCUGCGGAUGCGGAUGAUGAUCCGCCCCACUCUGAAGUCUGCGGCUGCCAGAGGUGCAGUGCAAGACACUACGGUUCUGGUGGAGGGAGCGCAAACGCACCGUACAGAUCCACUGUGACGGAUCCGUACGCGGCGUCCUCUUCUCGUGCUCGCGCUCAUGGCUAUGGCGAUGCUUUGAGCGGGCAGGCUCAAGCGCCACGACCACCUCCCCGACAUCCGACCGCCUUGGCUGCCGAAAGAGCUGCUGCCUCGCUGCAUCCACCAAAUGCAGGAGGUGCUCGAGACUCGGCGACGAGGAGGCAGAGCUUGCCUCCUCCACGGAGCCAAGACUCUGAGCAAGCGAGAGCGUAUUACGAUGAGGAGUUUGGAGCAAGGCAGAGUCCAUACCGAGAGAAUGAUCGGGAGAGAGAGGCGCGUCAGGGAAGACUUGGCCCUUAUCCCGAUCAUAGAGAGCGGGACAAGGCAUACCCUCGAAGAUCUUACGACGACUUGCCAGAAAGGCGCGUCGCUUUCGCCCAGCAGACACAGACUGUGAGUCUUGGCUGAUCGUCGACGAACAUGGUUUGCACAGCAGCCCGAACAGAUCGCUGAAUUCUGCGCUGCUUUGUGCUCACAGAUUCGAUAA